UUAACUUAAACUAGACCCAACUUUCUUCAAAAAAAAAAAACUAGACCCAACUAGAACCAAAAACUAACCCAUGCGCCUCGGCUUGGCACAGCGAGCGACGCUCUUAUUUCUCAGUUCCCGCGUCUAAAAGAGCGUGUAUUACAGAGAUCACCACCGCACCGACAACACGCAUCGGUUCUCCGCCAAUUCCUACCCGGGCUCACUUGUAUCCCCACUUUCUCCGACGCUCUUUAAACCUAGCUGCUAGCUCACCCAACUUGUUCGUUCAGGAUUUCUGCAUUUGAUUUCGAUCUCCUUGAAUUCUGCGCGAAAUUGCACAAUCGAAAGUAUGAGAAGGACUGGAGAAAUGGGACAACGAAGACGGCAACUGAAACAGUGGAGUGGAGGAAUGAAGGGAAUGGUAGGGAAGCUUGCAGUUGCCGCAUUUGUCCUUGUUUUUUGCAGUUUCUCUCUCUUUUCUUCGAGGUCCACAAUCCGAUCUACCACUAAAACUGAGGUCAAUGUGGAGAAACUUUGGCAAACUGCGCCUUCUGAUGGCUGGAGGCCGUCUUCUUCACCUCGUUCUGAUUGGUCUCCACCUCCGACUCACACUAAUGGUUACCUGCGUGUUCGAUGCAAUGGUGGCCUGAAUCAGCAGAGGAGUGCAAUUUGUAAUGCUGUUCUUGCUGCUCGAAUCAUGAAUGCCACACUAGUAUUACCUGAGCUGGAUGCCAAUUCUUUUUGGCAUGAUGACAGUGGGUUUCAAGGCAUCUAUGAUGUGGAGCAUUUCAUCAGGACAUUGAGGUAUGAUGUGAAUAUUGUAGAGAGCAUUCCAGAGAUUCGUAAAAACGGAAAAACAAAAAAAGUAAAAGCCUAUCAGAUGCGCCCUGAGAGAGAUGCUCCCAUCAGUUGGUAUACAAAUGUUGCUUUGGAGAAGAUGAAGGAGCAUGGUGCUAUCUAUCUCACUCCCUUUUCUCAUCGUCUAGCUGAGGAAAUUGAUAAUCCUGAAUACCAGAGGUUAAGGUGUAGAGUCAAUUAUCAUGCCCUGAGAUUUAAGCCGCAUAUAAUGGAGUUAAGCCAUGCAAUUGUGAAUAGAUUACGUGCACAAGGUCGCUUCAUGGCAAUACAUCUUCGUUUUGAGAUGGAUAUGCUGGCAUUUGCUGGGUGUUUUGAUAUAUUUACCCCCAAGGAGCAAAAAGUAUUGAGAGAUUAUCGGGAAAAGAACUUUGCCCCCAAAAAACUAGUCUAUGAUGAGAGACGAGCUAUUGGAAAAUGUCCGUUGACUCCAGAAGAGGUUGGCCUUAUCCUACGUGCUUUGGGCUUUGAUAAUUCUACCAGGAUCUACCUUGCAGCUGGCGACCUUUUUGGUGGUGAACGUUUCAUGAAACCUUUUCGGUCCCUUUUCCCGCAUCUUGAAAACCAUAGUACUGUUGAUACAUCAGGACAGCUGGGAAAGAACACAAGGGGUUUGCUGGGCUCAGCUGUGGACUACAUGGUUUGCCUCCUUGCAGAUAUUUUCAUGACCACCUAUGAUGGCCCAAGCAAUUUUGCUAACAAUCUCCUAGGGCACCGCCUUUACUAUGGCUUUCGAACUAUAAUCAGGCCGGACAGAAAAGCUCUUGCCCCAAUUUUCAUUGACCGAGAAAAGGGGCACUUUGCUGGUUUUGAAGAAGCUGUGAGGAGUGUAAUGUCAAAGACAAGCUUUGGUGGUCCCCAUAAGCGUAUAUCACCUGAAUCAUUCUACACCAAUUCAUGGCCUGAAUGCUUCUGUCAAAUGUCAGCGAAAAAUCCUGCUCAUAAAUGCCCGCCAGAAGACACUAUGGAAAAAUUACAUAGCCGAUUAGAAAGUGAGGUUUUCGGUAAUCUUUCUGCAAUGGAGUCAAACAUAACUGAUUCUGGAUCUUGGAGUUAAAGAAAUCUUUGAUUUUGACAUCUGAGGUCAUAUAACUCUGUGACAUCUACUAAAUUCUGAGAGGAAUAACAUCGUAGGCAGCUUUUCAUUCUAUCACGUUAUUAGUGCCGCAAGGAACAUGGAGAUCCAAUUCAGAUGCAUUGAGCAGGGUGAACGUUUGCAACAUGGAGCAGUUGAAAAUGAUCAUCCCGGAGUGUAUGGAAAAAAUAGGGAAUUAUUUGAUUAGAUUUAGAAUGUGCAAGCAAAUUUGUCAAACUCAAGCGUAAUUUUGUUUUGUAUAGUAGCAAGCAGAAUGGCCAUAGGGCGAAAGGGUUUUGUGGAUCAUCGUCAUUCAUCGGGAAGUAUAGUCUCGAGUGUUUCAUUAUAUUCUUUUCUGAAAUCAGCACAGAUGGGAUUAAUUAUAGAACUUAUUGCUAAGUUGCUA
This is a messenger RNA of Amaranthus tricolor (Joseph's coat), 2315 nucleotides long. Its product is annotated as O-fucosyltransferase 1. The transcript has 9 exons. Bases 329 to 1891 code for a protein of 520 amino acids. Gene Ontology annotation, cellular component: cytoplasm; trans-Golgi network; endosome. The record is from RefSeq and is a predicted model, not a curated record. Lineage: Eukaryota; Viridiplantae; Streptophyta; Magnoliopsida; Caryophyllales; Amaranthaceae.